Messenger RNA from Pieris rapae (cabbage white), 2029 nucleotides. Its product is annotated as aldehyde dehydrogenase, mitochondrial-like. The coding region runs from base 146 to 1681 and encodes 511 amino acids. The transcript has 11 exons. Lineage: Eukaryota; Metazoa; Arthropoda; Insecta; Lepidoptera; Pieridae. Gene Ontology annotation, molecular function: aldehyde dehydrogenase (NAD+) activity. The record is from RefSeq and is a predicted model, not a curated record.
GCGUCUGUGAUCUUCAGUGAUGCCAGUCGCGUAGUAUUUAAAAUAUACAAGUUUGAUAAUUUUUAAAUAGCACACGUUCAUUGUUACAUCAUAUUCUUAUUUAUUUAAACUUAGAGGAUAUUUUUGUUACGUUAAAAAUUUGAAAAUGAUUCGAAAUUUGAGCAAAUCGUUAAAGGUGCCAAAAGCACAAUUUGCGACUGCAGCGGCGCCGGCACCGCACACCACCCCGGAAAUUAAAUACACUGGAAUAUUUAUCAAUAAUGAGUGGGUGAAAGCUGCUGAUGGCAAAACAUUUCAAACUGUGAACCCUACUGACGAGAAAGUUAUUGCGGACAUUCAACAGGGUGGAAAAGCAGACAUUGAUAAAGCAGUCCAAGCAGCAAAAGAUGCCUUCAAGCUGGGCUCACCAUGGAGGACAAUGGAUGCAUCUCAUCGGGGCUACCUAUUAAACAAAUUGGCUGAUCUUAUUGAGAGAGACAGGACUUAUCUUGCGAGCUUGGAGACAUUAGAUAAUGGUAAGCCAUUCUUGGCCGCGUACGAAGGAGAUUUACCCGGCUCAAUAAAUACCCUGCGGUACUACGCGGGUUGGGCCGACAAGAAUCAUGGCAAAGUGUUGCCAGCAGAUGGCAAAUACUUUGCGUACACUCGUCACGAGCCUGUUGGUGUUUGCGGUCAAAUAAUACCAUGGAACUUCCCAUUGUUGAUGGCGGCGUGGAAGUUGGGUCCCGCCCUUGCAACAGGAAACACAUUGGUGCUAAAACCAGCUGAACAGACUCCACUCACAGCCUUAUAUUUAGCACAACUAGUUAAGGAAGCCGGCUUCCCUGAGGGUGUAGUAAACGUUGUGCCAGGCUACGGCGACGCCGGCGCAGCUUUAGUUGACCAUCCUGAUGUCGAUAAAAUUGCUUUCACUGGUUCCACAGAAGUCGGUAAACUAAUCCAGAAAGGUGCUGCGGGCACAGUGAAGAGGAUCACUUUGGAAUUGGGCGGAAAAUCACCAAAUAUUAUAUUAAACGAUUGCGACUUAAACCACGCCGUGGAAAUGUCUCAUAUGGCGCUGUUCUACAAUAUGGGACAAUGUUGCUGUGCGGGUUCACGUACCUUUGUCCAAGACGAAAUCUAUGACAAAUUCGUUGAGAUGUCAGCGGAGCGUGCUAAGAGACGAAUUGUGGGCAAUCCUUUCGAUCCUAAGACUGAACAAGGACCACAGAUUGACUUGGAGCAACACGAAAAAAUUCUUAGUCUGAUAGAAAGUGGGAAAAAACAAGGCGCGAAGUUAGUAACGGGUGGAAAACGUCAAGGUGAUACGGGAUUCUUCGUCGAACCCACUAUCUUCGCAGAUGUUAAGGAUGACAUGGAUAUCGCUAAGACUGAGAUCUUUGGUCCAGUGCAACAGAUAAUUAAAUUCUCAGAUUUAGAUGAAGUUAUCGCUCGCGCCAAUGACUCAGAGUAUGGACUCGCAGCCGGCAUCUUCACCAAGGACUUAGAUAAGGCCAACUAUCUCAUUCAGGGUCUCCGUGCUGGUACAGUUUGGGUGAACGAUUACAAUGUUUUUAGACAACAAGUGCCAUUUGGUGGGUUCAAGCAAUCCGGACUUGGAAGGGAAAACGGUCCAUACGGCCUUAACAAUUACACUGAAAUUAAAUCUGUAGUUGUAAGAUUGACUGAGAAGAAUUCGUAAAUAUUCGCACAAAACACAAUAUCUUUUGUAAAAAUGUUUAAGUUCUAUUCAAUUCCGACGGUGUGAUAAUUAUUGAAAUAAUAUCAAUUCCAAAGAGAAAUUUUAUUUUUAAGAGGGGGUCAAAUCAAAAAUGGCGUCAAAAUCUAACAGUGCGUUUCUUUGAAGGUGCUACUCGUUUUACUUAGUUUAUGUUUUUUAUACUCUUAAGGAAUAUGUCUGCCAAAAUGAAAGGUUAAAUGCGACAUACCAAAUCACUCUCAUUUUGUGUAUGUAAUUGUAACUAGAUGAACUGUUCAUUGUUUAGAAGUAAUAUAUUUUUUUGAUGCCAUAUAAUUUAUAAUUUUAAAA